UCACCACCGUCAAGUAAUGAACAGCUUUAUGAUGUUAGUGUAGUGGAGUAUGGACCUCAGUUUGGAGUUGUCGUUCGUAGAAAGAGCACCAAUACAACGGUGUUUUCCACAGAUGUACCAGGAAUGACCUUCUCGGAUCAGUUUCUACAAAUCACAACCCGUCUACCAUCUGAUAACCUUUAUGGGUUUGGUGAACACAAUCAUCGUCAAUUCAAACAUGAUAUGAACUGGCGGACAUGGUCUAUAUUUACUAGAGAUUCUGGUCCUGUAGGACCAGAAAACUUAUACGGUGCCCACCCGGUUUACUUAAACUUAGAGGAUGACGAAAAUGCGAACAUGGUCUUGUUAAAGAACAGCAAUGGAAUGGAUAUAACCUUACAGCCAAGUCCCAAUCCAGCCGUAACAUAUCGGGUGAUAGGUGGUAUUUUAGACUUCUAUAUAUUUAUGGGGCCAAGUCCUGAACAGGCGGUACAACAAUAUAUUCAGUCUAUAGGACUACCCGUAAUGCCACCAUAUUGGUCUUUAGGGUUCCAUCUAAGUAGAUGGGGAUAUAAAGAUUUAGAAGAUAUGCAGAUGGUGAUAAAUAGAACCCGAGAUGCCGGUAUACCUUAUGAUGUCCAAUGGGCUGACAUCGACUAUAUGUAUAAUUUUAUGGAUUUUACUUAUGAUAAAUCUGAUUGGCCAGGUCUACCUGACUUGGUAGAGGAUCUUCAUCGUAAUAACCAGAAGUUUGUAGUCAUUCUUGAUAGUGGUAUAGCUUCAAACACUACAUUAAUACAUGGGGCAAAACAAAAUAGUCCUGGUUUUAAUAUAUAUCAAGAUGGUAUCGACAAAAAGAUGUAUGUUAAAGAUGUUUCUGGAAAUGAAUUAAUAGGGGAGGUCUGGCCAGGACAAACGGCAUACCCAGAUUUUACUCGUUCUAAUACCAUGAACUGGUGGUUGAAAUGGAUGCGAUAUUUACACAAGAAUCAAUCGAUUGAGUUUGAUGCAUUGUGGAUAGAUAUGAAUGAACCAUCUAAUUUUGUAGAUGGGUCAAUACAUAGUUGCAACAGCAGUUCAAAAUUGAAUUUCCCCCCUUAUGGAGCACACAUACUUGGAACUGAGAUUGAUGGUAGAUUAUUCAGCAAGACACUAUGUAUGGACAGCCAUCAACACUGGGGUCGUCAUUAUGAUGUACAUAAUCUAUACGCCCACAGCCAAACGAUAAGGAUACACGAUGCAUUGAUCAACAUGUCAGCCCCAAAAAGACCAUGGGCAAUAACUAGAUCAUCAUUUGUUGGUACUGGUAAAUAUGCUACAAAAUGGAUGGGAGACAAUCAAAGUAAAUGGCCACAGUUGCAUUGGUCUAUAAUUAGCAUAAUGGAGUUCAGUAUGUUUGGGUUUGCUAUGAAUGGAGCUGAUAUUUGUGGAUUUUGGUAUGAAGCUGACUAUGAAAUGUGUUUAAGAUGGCAUCAACUAGGAGCUUUUUACCCUUUUUCUAGAAAUCAUAACGCAAAGGGAGAUAAUCCUGUAAUAUUUAAGCAUCAAGACCCAGCAGGAUGGGAUGAACAUUUUAUAGAUAUAGUAAAACCCGUUCUCCUGACUAGAUACAGACUUUUACCAUAUCUGUAUACCCUUAUGUAUAAAGCUCACGAAGAAGGCUACAUGGUCAUGAAAGCACUGCUAUUUGAAUUUCCAAAAGACAGAAACACAUGGUCAGUAGACCGACAGUUUUUGUUAGGACCAGCCCUUCUUAUAUCACCAGCCCUAGAACAGAACCAAACCAUCGUUGAUGCUUACUUUCCUAAGGCCAGAUGGUAUGAAUAUCAUACGGGGAAAGAAAUAACACAAACCGGAGUUGUUCACCAACUAUAUACUCCGCUAGAUAAAUUCAAUUUACAUCUACGAGGUGGUUACGUGAUACCUUGGCAAGAACCUUCAACUACAACUCACCAAAGUCGAACCAAUUUUAUGGGUAUAAUCAUUGCUUUGGAUGAAAACCAACUUGCUAAUGGUGAAUUGUUUUGGGAUGAUGGAGAAAGUCUAGAAACAUACAAAAAUAACCAAUCAUCUGUACUGACGUUUACUAUGGUUAAGGCUGGAGAACUGACGUUCGAUUUUCAAACCAAUAAUUACCGGGCAGCGGAACUCAGAAAAAUACAAGUAAUUGAAAUCUAUGGUUUAGAUAGGAUACCAGACAAGGUUUUUGUUGACGAUAUCAGGGUAGACGAUUAUAAAAUACGGCAGUCAGAAAAGAUUAUUCAGAUAAUGGAUCUGCACAUAUAUUUUUUUAAUAUCAACUUUUCACCAUGGGUUGUGAGGUGGGAGAUAGAUUAGCGUUCAAUGAUUUUCUUAAAAUAAUUACACAGA
This is a messenger RNA of Patella vulgata (common limpet), 2349 nucleotides long. Its product is annotated as sucrase-isomaltase, intestinal. Gene Ontology annotation, molecular function: carbohydrate binding; alpha-1,4-glucosidase activity. Gene Ontology annotation, biological process: carbohydrate metabolic process. NCBI's taxonomy places the organism in Eukaryota, Metazoa, Mollusca, Gastropoda, Patellidae. The transcript has 21 exons. The annotation marks the transcript as partial. The record is from RefSeq and is a predicted model, not a curated record.